This is a messenger RNA of Sphenostylis stenocarpa, 513 nucleotides long. The record is from the annotation of a GenBank genome assembly. NCBI's taxonomy places the organism in Eukaryota, Viridiplantae, Streptophyta, Magnoliopsida, Fabales, Fabaceae.
AUGUUGACCGUCAGUUGUGUGGAGCAUGGCAAGUACAUCAAGGAGUACGUUAUUGAACCAAAUUGGCAUCUGAUGUAUAACAGACUUCAGUCAGCAAAUAGCAUAGAUGAGGUUAUACAAUAUCAUGAUUUUUUCCUUGAUAAAUGUUUGAGAGAAUGUUUGCUUCUUUUACCUGAGCUGCUGAAGAAGGUGGAGAGGCUGAAAUCCAUGUGCCUACAAUAUUCAGCAGCAACCCAAUGGCUUAUAUCGUCUUCCAUUGAAUUACGUAACUCAGAGGAACCUGUUGUUGAUUCAGUUGCCUUGAAUAAAGCCAAAUGGAAAUCUGGUCAGGUCUUGAAGUCAACCACCAGAAAUGUGGCAGUCACUGAUUCUGUUCUCAAAUUUGAGAAAGAGUUUAAUACCGAGCUUCAGAGUCUUGGAUCAAUCUUGAGUAGUAACUCCCAGGCAGAGCCAUAUCUGGCUCAUCUUGCUCAAUGGAUUCUUGGUGUUAAAAUUGACCAAAAUGGUUUAUGA